This is a messenger RNA of Astyanax mexicanus (Mexican tetra), 3816 nucleotides long. RefSeq names its product protocadherin beta-16-like. The transcript has a single exon. Gene Ontology annotation, molecular function: calcium ion binding. The record is from RefSeq and is a predicted model, not a curated record. Bases 701 to 3301 code for a protein of 866 amino acids. Lineage: Eukaryota; Metazoa; Chordata; Actinopteri; Characiformes; Acestrorhamphidae. Gene Ontology annotation, cellular component: plasma membrane. Gene Ontology annotation, biological process: homophilic cell-cell adhesion.
UCUGAGUUAUGCUAACUUAAGUUUUCAUUACCCUUUACUUAACUUUUUUAAGGCAACCGGUUUCCUCAAAUUGUUUAAGUAAAUUCAACUUAUCCGGGCUUACACUGUAGGACAAAUGUUUAAAAUACCAUUUCACAUUAGGUUAAUAGAAUGUAUUCCUUGUGUCAAUGUAUUACAUUUUCAACUCUAAUUCGAGGACACAGUUAAUGAGAUAUUCCGCUUUUAGUCGCGUGAAACCUGCUUGUUAAUUUACUUUCCACUGCUCCACUAUUGAUGAGUGUUACAACGUGAGGAUUUGCAACGAAUGGUCGCUGCCCAUGGUGCUGCAAAUGCAAUACUCUCACAGUCGUUUCUAAAUGCGUAUCUGUAAGGACUGUUUUCUAUUGCAAAGUGAAUUUAAUCGAGCUUCAUUAAAGUUUAUUAAGUGUAGGACACGUGGAAACUGUGAAUGUUUUUAUUGCUGUAGCAGUAGUGUUUUUGUAUUAUCAGAUUCUGUUAUUGAACCUCUUGGUGUCGCUGUGCACCUUCAAAGCAACGUGUAUUUCUUUUCUCCACCCAUUUAUUGCAACUAGGCAGAUAUAUAUUGUUGCGACGUUUGGUGUGCUUUGAACUCUUUCAUUCUGUAAUCAGCAACGUUUUGUCUCCAAACUAAAUUACGUAGUUUUACAAGCCGUUUUAUAACGGUGGGAAUCAUAACGUGAUGUUUUUCAAGACGAUAUUUAAUGGAUCCUCUGUGGGUGGAUUUUGUCUUUGUUUCUCCGCCUUUUCAAUGAUAUACGUAGCUUAUGGAGACGCGAGCUAUUCUAUACCGGAGGAAAUGAAACGCGGAUCUGUGAUUGGAAAUAUAGCCAAGGAUCUCGGACUCCAUGUAAACAGACUACCGGCGCGCAAUGCCCGCAUCGAUUCUACAGGUAAAGGAAAACGCUACUGCGACAUUAAUGUGAAUACUGGAGAACUGACUGUGGCAGAAAGAAUUGACAGAGAGGGGCUUUGUGGAAAGAAAUCUGUGUGCGUUAUAAAACAAGAGCUGGUCCUGGAAAAUCCACUGGAGCUCCAUCUCAUCAGUUUGCAUAUUCAAGAUAUUAACGACAACCCACCUAUGUAUUCAAGGAGCGAAAUUAAAAUGGAAAUCGCCGAGUCUGUUGUUAAAGGCGCCCGUUUCCUACUGGAGGAAGCGACCGACGAUGACAUUGGGCAGAACUCCGUUCAAACCUACACUCUACAGAAUAACCACCAUUUCGUUUUAUCCGUUCAAGACAGUUCAGCAGGUGGAAAAUAUGCGGAGUUAGUGUUAGAUAAAGAGUUAGAUCGUGAGCAGGUGCAGGAGGUAUCAUUCAUUCUUACAGCAUUAGAUGGUGGGACUCCACCGAAAUCAGCUACAGUAGCCAUACACGUCACUGUACUCGAUGCUAACGAUAAUGCUCCAGUGUUUAGUCAGUCUGUUUAUAAAGUCAGUCUGCCUGAAAAUUGUCCAAUAGGCACGGAAGUUACAAGAGUGAGCGCAAAUGAUGAAGAUGAGGGACAGAACGGCGAGGUGACAUAUGGCUUUGGCCGUUUGUUGGAAAAGGACCAGGGCAUAUUUUCUUUGGAUCCAAAAAGUGGUGUAGUAACUGUUAUUGGUGCAGUAGACUAUGAAGAAGAGAUGAUGCAUGAAUUGAGGAUAAUAGCUAAAGAUGGAUCUGGGUUAACAUCUUAUUCAGAUCUAACUGUUGAGAUAACUGACGUUAAUGAUAAUAUUCCUGUUAUAGUUCUUAAGUCUUUGAAAACCCCAAUUCCUGAGAAUAUCUUGCCUGGUGCAGAGGUUGGUAUCAUAAAUAUUCAGGAUAGAGAUUCAGGUCAUAACCAGCAGGUGCAUUGUUUUAUUAAACAAAACAUUCCUUUUAAACUGGUUCCAUCUUUGAAAAAUUAUUAUUCUCUGGUGACUACAGGUGAGUUAGAUAGAGAGAUUAUAUCUGAUUAUAAUGUUACAAUCACUGCUACAGAUGGAGGUUCUCCACCUUUAUCCUCCUCUAAAACUAUUCAUCUUUCAGUAGCUGAUGUAAAUGAUAAUCAUCCUGUAUUCGAGGAACAGUUUUACAGCGCUCAUGUGAAAGAAAAUAACAAACCAGGGUCCUCUGUUUGUACAGUAGCAGCAACAGACCCAGACUGGAGACAGAAUGGUACUGUAGUUUAUUCUUUAUUAACGUCUGAUAUUAAUGGUUCACCUGUGUCCUCACUUCUAUCAAUUAAUGGAGACACAGGUGUUAUCCAUGCAGUGAGAUCUUUUGAUUAUGAGCAGUUUAAAAGUUUUAAAGUGCUUGUCUUAGCCAGAGACAACGGUUCUCCUCCACUCAGUAGUAACGUGACUGUGAGUGUUUUCAUAACUGAUGAGAAUGAUAACUCCCCACAAAUAUUAUACCCCUCUCUGGAAGGAAACUCUUUUAUGACUGAGAUGGUGCCCAAAGCUGCCCAGUCAGGCUCUCUGGUAUCAAAGGUGAUCGCAGUGGAUGCAGACUCUGGUCAGAAUGCGUGGCUCUCUUACCACAUAGUGAAAGCAACUGACAUUGGACUUUUCACUAUUGGUGAACACAGUGGAGAAAUCAGACUUCAAAAAGACGUUUCUGAGUCCAUUAAUAUGAAGCAGAAUCUUAUUGUUUCGGUAAAAGAUAACGGAGAGCCUGCGCUCUCUGCUACAUGUUCACUGUAUUUACUAAUUUCUGAUAACUUGGCUGAAGUACCAGAACUGAAAGACAUGUCUUAUGAUGAGAGCAGCUCCAAACUCACUUUUUAUUUGAUCAUCGCGCUGGUGUCCGUCUCCACUUUCUUCCUCACCUUCAUCAUCAUUAUUCUGGCCGUGAGGUUUUGUCACAGGAGGAAGCCCAGGCUGUUGUUUGAUGGAGCUGUAGCCAUUCCCAGUGCAUAUCUCCCUCCAAAUUACGCAGAGGUGGAUGGAAUGGGAACUCUCCGCAGCACCUACAAUUACGAUGCAUAUCUGACCACAGGAUCACGAACCAGUGAUUUCAAGUUUGUUACAUCUUAUAAUGAAGGAACUCUGUCAGCUGACCAGACGCUAAAGAAGUCACCAUCUGUUCUUACUGAUUUUGAGGGACUUGGUGAAAUAUCUGCUGAUUCAGAUCAGGUGAGAGUAGUCUCUUGUCACAUUUUUUUUAAAUACUUACACAUUUUUGUACAAACUGCCAAACUAAUAGUUGUGUAUAUAUAUAUACACUGUAAACCCAGAAGUUGUUUGAACUCAAAUAAAUUAAGUCUGUUUUACAUAAAAUUAGAGAUUUCUAAACAAUACUCAACUAUUUUGACUUAGUUAAACGUUCGUGGGCACAUAUACACUUAAACUGAAAUCUUUGAGUUGAAUCAACUUAUAAUAACUGAGUUUAGUCUGUUGCCAUUGGCAGCCUCUUUUUCAUUGGUUUCUGUCACAAUCUAUUUGCAUACUGAGUGUGUCCAACAGUUUCUGACCUACACUCACCAUCAGUGUGUAGUGAUUCACCCGGGGCUACCUUAGGUAAACUUGUUGAUCAUAUAUUAUGAAUAAAUACUUGGCCUCUGUGGUGUAGGCUGUAGAACAAGCAUCAUUUACUGAGCUGCAGUAACUCUGUGUUCUCGCUGUGCUCUCAGUACUUUUAAUUCUUUACUCUUUUCUUUCAUCUACUUUUCUAUGAGAAUUAAAAAAAAAAUGUUGAAAGAAACCAGGAAGAAGACUAAAUACAAGUUCAGGAAAAUAUUAAUUUUAAAUAUAUAUGUAUAUGUAUUUGUUAAGUUCAUUGUACUUAAAAAUUAUAUUACAUGAACUUAAAAUUUAUUAGGUAAUCGGUUACA